Molecule: messenger RNA, 5416 nt
Organism: Uloborus diversus
Lineage: Eukaryota; Metazoa; Arthropoda; Arachnida; Araneae; Uloboridae
Exons: 5
Coding region: 183-1037 (284 amino acids)
Source: RefSeq, a predicted model, not a curated record
AAGGGGCCGCAGCAGCGCCGCAUUCCUCCUCCCGAGUUGCCGCAGUCGGAUAGCGGCGCUCGCCCCAACCAGCGGGAAUAAUCGCUCCCCUUAGCGAGCUCUACUCUCUGCGUGUGUUGUGUUUGCUCUCGGAUGUUGUGAGUGUUGCGAAAAUAGAGCUGAGACCGGGAGGGCAGAUUGCGAUGGUUCCGCACUUCCUCGUCUUCGCCGCUCUGCUCCUCGCCGUUACGAAAGGUGUGGAGAUAACUCGGCUGUCGAUGCCACGCUGGGUUCAAAAUGGCACCGAGGAUUCGGUGGUGCUGGACUGUGAGUACAACUAUUCCGAGGAGGAGGACAAACGACUGGUCGUCAAGUGGUUCUUGAACGACGAUCCACAGCCGAUCUAUCAGUGGAUCCCCGAACUGAAACAGCGCUUCGCCUCGCCUCGGUUGCAAGGAAAACUAAACAUGGCCUACACCGUCUCACCGUCCAGCCAGCACACCAUGUACCGGGCGCUCAACAUCGUCCGGCCCACGACCGACUUGAGUGGCAGGUACUCCUGCCACGUGGUGUCCCUCUUUAGCCAGGAUAUGGAGGAACAGGUCAUGGUGGUCUAUGCCCCACCUAGCCGGUUCGAGUUCAACUUCACUCGGCAGUCUUCCGAUUCGCUGAACUUAACGUGCGAGGCCGACGGGGUUUUCCCAAAGCCUACGAUGACACUGCUGCAGAUCGGGCUCGAGUACGAGGACGACGAGUGGCGGGACUCCUCCGACCAGCCGGCCAGACUGGUGUCCGGCGUCAAAACCAGCACGCGCAGUCAUCGCUCCACCGGCGCGUACCACAUCCAGGCAUCCAGAGAAAUCCGGGACUCGGACCUGGGCACUAACGGGGAACUGGUCGUCAUAGCCUGUGUCCUCUCCAUUCCUGGCACCGAUUACGAAAAAGAGAGGCGGCUUCUUUUCUAUUCUGGUUUAAUAUCGAGCACGUGGCGCCCCAGAGAAGAAUAUCUGUUCUUAUUAGUAGUCGUUCUUCUCAUCACCACCUCCUUAUUAUCUUAACAUUUCCAGGAAUAAACUUCUUGGAACAUCAGGAAGUCGAAUCUGGUCGGAUUUUCUCUGAAUGUUCCCACGAUGAUGAAGACGUCAGAGUCUGAUGAUGAACAGACAGACAGACACAAGACAAUGUGAUAGGAGGGGACGAGAGGAAUUUUCCCAAACUCCCCAAGUUUACUUUGCGCGGGACUCCCUUUCGAAGAGACCGUCGUUCUAACUUUUUAACCGUUAGUUUAUCUCUCUCUACGCUUAUAAUGCAGAAAAAAAAGUAUAAAGAAACGUACUUUCUUUUUUACCAAUUUCAUGGACACUUGUUUACUAAUCAUCUGGCGUGCCCUGAGAAGAUAAAUGGAAUAAAUCCUUAUUCUCAUGGCUCGAGUAGUAGCACUUGCAGUCCCAACAAGUAUGUAGGAGAAACCAUGCAUUUCAAGUAUGAAAAAAACAGGAUCUUUAUUAUUUUUGCAAAAAGCUGUUUAAAAAAAAUGAAAAACUUAACCAAUCGCUUUGAAUUCGCAUGGGGUCAAUUUGGGAUGUUAUUUACGUUAUUUCAAAAGCUGCUUUGAGUUACUAGGCAUAAAACUACAAAUACGUUCAUUUCAAGUAAAUAAUAGAAAAAUAAAUUUAAUGUAAAAACAGAAAUAAAAAUGUAAAAAAAUAUAUGCAUUACAUAAAGUUAGUCAAAAUUUGACAAAAAAAAAAAAAAAAAGGAAUUCUGGUAUUAAAUUUUUAAAAGGUGAUACCGGGGCCAAAUUAAGAUUAUUUUUGUAGCAUAAAUAGUGAACACUAUAUUUUCUUGGACACAAAAAUUGAAUUAUGUUUUUUUUUUUUAGAAAAAAGUAUGCUUUUUUUCAUUGACGAAAGAGCGCAAAAAAAAAAAAAAAAAAAAAAAAAUCUGGAUAUCUGGAAGUGUAGUUAUCUUGUGGUGGUUUUACAUGUUUCUCUGGGCACUAACAACAGAGGAGACCAAAAUAUGGUAUUUCCCCUUUUCGAAAAAGUCUUCGACUUUGUGUCCAAAAGAUAUUAUAAAAAAAUUAAAAGAAUGUUUAAUACAAUGAAACAAAAGUGAACAAUUGUUGAAUUAUGAUUUAACAAAGAUAAUAAGUUACAAAUAAUGUCAUAAAGUAAUGAAAUAAAGUUAAAAUAAAAAGUAUUUACAAAAUUUAAUUACAUCAUAUUACAUAGUUUUUCUAAAAUAUAGUUAUACUACUAUUACUAAAGUAAUUGGAUCUUUUCACGAUUUAAUCCGUAACUGAUUAAAAUUGAGUUUACAAAACAGUUCCACCCCAUUCAUUAUCUAUUGGAUGACAUUCGUUGUGAUCCAUAUGAACAGGUAAAUAGAGCAUAAAAUAUUGCUACGAGAUAAAAGUUUAUAUCUAAGCCUUAGUAAUUACAAUAACAUUAAAUUAUGUUAUUGUAAUUACUAAUUGUCUAUAAUCUAUGUUAUUUUAGUAGCAUUGACCAGUAGCUUUAUUCAGCUCUGAAUACUUUAUUAAUCUCUGAAUACGAAUAAAAUAACAGGGAAACCGGUUCUUUAUUAAUUAUAAAAAAUCUUUUAAUAUCAAAAGAUAUUAUUAUAAUUUUUAAUGUUAAUAUUUUAAUAACGUAAAGCUAUAUUUAAGCUGCAGGUAAAUCGUUCUACAAAUUUUAGAUUUUUUAAAAACUUUAAUGGCCUUAUCUGCACUCUGCUUUUUUUCUCAUAUUAGAAGAGCUCUUUUUUUUUCUUCCCAAAUUGUAACGCAACUAACUCAGAAGUUCCUAUGAAGCACAAAACAUGUCGUUAGAUGCAAAUAUUAAAUCAAAUAUAUCCCUUUAGGGUUUAUUUUAAGAAAUCAACUUAUAGAUUUUGGUUUUUCAGGGUUUUAAAUUUUUAUUCAUUUGAAGCGAAAUUUAUAUUUUUAGAACUUUAAAACCUUACUUUCCAACACAGUGCUACUUCUUUAGCUAUGGGAAUCAAGAUUUAUUCCCUGUAAAUUUCAAACAGCGCCGUUGAAGAUGACUUCCUCUAGAAAAUGGCGAAGUCUGGGGAAAGUGACAUUUUCUGAUUCGAUUUUAUGGUGAAAUCUUGUACGUGCCUGAGGAGCGAACAAUCAUCGCCCGUGUUGGAUUAACUAGUUGCCCGUUAUGACUCGUCAUGACAUAGAGAUUUGUUUAAAGUUUGUUAAAGAUUUUAUUACCUUUCACUACCUCCAACUGUGUUGGCGGGAAAGUGGUGCCCAGAGUAUCUUUAGUAUAACAUUUUGUUUUACCGUUUGUACAUAAACAUGAAUAUUUAUAUAUUGUUUAUUUUGUGCAUCUCUGUACUUAGUCACAAAAGUAUUGAAGUGUGUCAUGUUGAUAUUUAGUUUGGUUUUAUUAUUCAAGGUUUUUUGAACAAAAUGCGUUUGAUUAUUGUUUUGUUUUUGGACCUGCGUUUCUUAAUAACUCUGAUUUUACGCUUUAAUAAACCUGAACACACAUGCAGACAAAAAAAAAACAUUUCUUUUAGCAAAUAAAUAAUUCGGAUACAGUAGAGCCUCGAGAACUCGGCACUAAAUAGUCUGAGUGAUUUCAAAAACUCGGCCAUAUUCCGACAGAACGAGAAAACCCCGCGCGAAGAAACCUGUUGCACAGGCAGCUUGUACAAACCAGCUGACUUUUCGGUCCACAUUAGGCAGGGUUUUUUAGGUUCUACUGUAAUAUUUAAAUUCCCUUUUAGUGCUAAAAUUCAUACCUAUCAUCUGAAUGAAGACUUUUCUCAUAAUUCUUUGCACUUUCAUUGUUAUUUCUGUUUGCAAUUUUCAAAUUAUAUCUUUUGAAUUCAAUGGCAAAUGUUAAUUUAUGAAAAUUACACUAAGCUGCAAAUUUUUGUAGCGAGAUCUUUUAGCUCUGUAGUGGUUUUCUUCUCUUAUUCGAAAAAUGCAGUUUCGUUAAAAAAAUAGCCUUUGAUGCUUUUUUUUUUCAUAUUUAAAGGAAGAAAGUAAAUUUAUUUUACACCCUGAAAGUGUCAUAGAUUUUUAAUAAAAAGUAUAUGUCUUUAUAAUCACUAUUAUUAUUAUUAUUUGUUAUUGCGUCAAAAAUAACAUUUUGUAUUUUUUGGUCUCAUUACUUGAGUUGAACUUAUUACUUGAAAGCAACAAGCUAAACAAGUACCACGCAAGUAUUUUUUUUAUUUUUACGCUUUUUAUGAAAUAAUUAUUGCAUGAACUAAAACAUGUUGAAUGCUGUUGGCAAGUAAAAUAUUCAUCACAUAGUGUAUGGCUCUUAACGAUGGUAAAAUAGUUAUGCAUAUUGUUUAAAUCCAUUUAGUUUAUAUGUUUAUAUUUACACCAAAGAUAAUGUACAGUUCGUAGUAUUGUCUGUCGUUUUUAUUUAAUGAACUAAUUUUACAAACCCUUUAAUUAAAACUACUUGCAUGACAUUAAAUUUAAAAUUUUCCGGUCAGCUUUAAUAAAUAUGUAUGUAACAAUUAAUAAAAAUAUUAAUAUAUUUUUGAAUAAAAAUAUGUAUAAUAAUUAUCUCUUACUUUUAAUAAUUGCAUUAUAAUAAAUACUAUUGUGUGUACGUGUACAAUAUCAUUCAUUUGCAAUGUCAGUUGUGAACAUUGUUAUGACAAAAUUAGACAACUGGAUGUGUGGGUACAUAUUGCGAUAAAAUCUUACAAUGUUGUCCACUUAUUCAAUAAAACCUUUUUUUUAAUUUUUUAUUGAAAAUCGUUUUAGUUCAUCAUAAAACAGUACAAAUUCUAGAGAAGUGUAUUAUAUUCACUUAACAAAUUCCUACAACUUCUUGAAACAAAUCUUUAUAUAGUAUUUUAAAAUCAUAUAAUUCCAAACUAUCUUGAGCAUAAAAAUUUGUUCAUAAGUAAAAAAAAACUACAAUGUCUUAUCAAAGAAACAUUAAUUAUAAGUCAUUUUGAUGCUUAUUCAUUUAAAAUGUAAAAAGUAAUGGACGCCUAAAAUUUUUCACAUGUCUUUGAGGAACAAAAUUGAUUUAUAAUAUACGAAAAAAAAUUGAAGCGAAGGUAAUGUAUACAUAAAUGUUAUGACGGGAAAAUUAAUAAAUUUUGUGCAUAUGGUAUGUCUAAUUUUUAAUUUUGAAAAUAAGAAACACAUUUACUUUCAUUUGUCACUAAAAAAAAAGAAAAAAAAAGAAUUGACUCAUAAAUAAUCAAUAGAAGUUUUAAUGUGUGAAUAGUAAACUUCUAUCUUUUUAAAAGUUAUACUAAAUACCUUUAUACCAUAAUUUUUGAAAUGUAUUUCCGAAAUAAUUCUCACCUUAUCGAAACACCUGUGUGAAUGGCUUUUGGCGUUUUAAGUUGCUUCAUUUAUUUGCGACAUGAAAGUUCAUCAAUACUUUUAUCUAGUUCAAAAAAGUACAUGCAAAAAAAAAAAAAAAAAAAAAACAAA